This is a messenger RNA of Caenorhabditis sp. 36 PRJEB53466, 933 nucleotides long. Lineage: Eukaryota; Metazoa; Nematoda; Chromadorea; Rhabditida; Rhabditidae. The record is from the annotation of a GenBank genome assembly.
AUGCCGCUCGAUUACCAGUCAGAAGAUGCGACCACUUCUUCUCGGAAUGGAAUUCCUAACGGUGCUCUGACGGUGAGCCUUUUUCUUGUGAAAAAAAAAAUUAUUCUUCGUUCUUUGCAGGUGUUGAUAAUCGCCGCUAUCGCAAUAGUCUCCGUUGUUAUCACCCUUUUCUGCAUGUUGGUCAACAACCGACGAAGCGCACGAAUAAGACAGCGAACACAGGUAUCGUCUAUCAGAAUCCUUUUCCGUUCUCAUGUUAAACUUGUUUUCAGCGACAAAGUGCGCCUGCAGUACUGCGGCUCUCACAACCAUCGGCAUUGUCUUCUCCAACAGACGCUGUGAGGCCUGCGAACUACCCGCCCUUGUACAUUGUAUCUCCUUCGUAUGAUCCUAAAUUCGACGCUCCUCCAUCUUACGAGGAUGCCGUUCGAGCAAUGGUUCAGAACGGAUCAAACGGGCAGAUCUCAGUGCUUGCCACUCCGAACAUCAACGAAACGGUCAUCACUGUGAGAUAUUAUUCAUUUUUGAGAUGUUUCUCUUAGUUAGUUCUUAAAAAUGAUAGUUGAAACACCACAAAGUCCGUUCAGUUAUUGUAGUGCUACCUAAUCAGCAAACAAUUGGGGGCAAGAACAUUAUAGGGUACUGGGCUACUACCAGAACCCAUUUGCUCUUUGCUUUCGAUUCCGUCGAACUUUCACUCGAAAAGAGUCAAACAAAAACCGUGUAAACUGUGCAAAAACAAAGUUCAUCGCGCAAACUAAGUCGUUGUAGUCUGUGCCAAAGUGUGCCCAACUCUGUUUACAUUUCCUACUUCAGAUCCCCGAGCACACUCCGUCCACCUCAUCCAUCGCCGAUCCAGAAGCAGCCGCUCAGAUCGACGUGGAAAUGACGCACGCCCAUCUUCCAACGACGUCGACUGCCGUGACCGUCUGA